Paramecium sonneborni is the source of this 645-nucleotide messenger RNA. The record is from the annotation of a GenBank genome assembly. NCBI's taxonomy places the organism in Eukaryota, Ciliophora, Oligohymenophorea, Peniculida, Parameciidae.
UUAUUGUCUAAUUACUACUUAAUCUCUUAAAUAUAUUAUUCAAUUUACCAAACCAGUUACAACUGCAAGCAACAAGAGUUCCGAUAAAAGUAUUUCAAAUAUUUUUUAUUUCAUUUAUAUCAUUAAAAAUGGUAAGCAAAAACAUAUUAUGUAGUCUAUUCGAGACCCUUAUCACCAAUUACCAAUGAUCUUUUUUGAUGGCUAAAAGAAGAAUGUUAUCAAAGUCUUUGGCAGUAAUUUUAUUAUUUCACUUUAGACAACUGCAAAAAUAAUCAUCAAUUUAACAUAGGUUGGGAUGUUCCAUCUAUAGGGGCAGUCUAAAGAGUAUCCAAUAAAGUAGGAAAUGAAACUGGAUUUGUAAUUCCUGACUACACAGUUAUCACUUACAAAAAUAUUAAUAAAGAUUCUUAAACACAAAAUCCUUAAUCUAAUUUACAAUUACCUAAUAAAUUUGUAGCUUUGGCUUAAAAAAACUUAAUCUAAGAUAAUUACAAUAAUGAAAUUAAAAUCUAAAGAAGCAUUGAUAAUAGCAUUGAAAAAUUUAAGUCUGAGGAAACACUUAAAGAGCAAACUAAUAAAUAAAUCAGAGACAUCUUAGCUAAAUAAAGAAGAGAAAACUAGUAAAAUUUAAAAUACAAAUCUUGA